Molecule: messenger RNA, 663 nt
Organism: Chenopodium quinoa (quinoa)
Lineage: Eukaryota; Viridiplantae; Streptophyta; Magnoliopsida; Caryophyllales; Amaranthaceae
Exons: 1
Coding region: 1-663 (220 amino acids)
Source: RefSeq, a predicted model, not a curated record
AUGUUAGCCUACGGCAUCGCUGCAGACGCCAUGGAUGAAUACGUUCGAAUCAGUCAGUCAACCGCUCGAGUUUCCCUUCAACGUUUUUGUGCCGGGGUCAUUGAUCAGUUUGGAACCGAGUACCUGCGAAACCCUACAACUGAUGAAUUGGCCCGGAUACUGCAUCAAAAUGAACUGCGUGGUUUUCCAGGCAUGAUAGGCAGCAUUGAUUGCAUGCAUUGGGAAUGGAAGAACUUUCCAACGGCUUGGAAAGCGCAGUACGCCGGUAGGAAUAAGAAAGCAACGCUAAUACUGGAAGUCGUUGCGGAUCAGGAUUUAUGGAUAUGGCAUUCCUUCUUUGGUAUUCCCGGAUCUUGUAAUGAUCUUAAUAUGUUGUACCGUUCACCAGUGUUUGAUGAGGUUCUGCAUGGUCGAGCUCCUCCGGUAAAUUUUACAGUUAACGGCGAUGAAUACAACAUGGCUUAUUACUUAGCCGACGGCAUUUAUCCGAAGUGGGCAACUUUUGUUCAUGGUAUCACAUUCCCUCAACUGGCAAAAGAUAAAAUGUUCGCUGACCACCAGGCUGCUGCUCGAAAGGACGUUGAAAGAGCUUUCGGUGUUUUGCAAGCUCGAUUUGCAAUAAUACGAAAAAGGCGUACGAUGAGGACAUAUUGCGGGACAUAA